Molecule: messenger RNA, 3770 nt
Organism: Portunus trituberculatus (swimming crab)
Lineage: Eukaryota; Metazoa; Arthropoda; Malacostraca; Decapoda; Portunidae
Exons: 9
Coding region: 134-2992 (952 amino acids)
Biological process (GO): G protein-coupled receptor signaling pathway
Cellular component (GO): membrane
Molecular function (GO): G protein-coupled receptor activity; protein-hormone receptor activity
Source: RefSeq, a predicted model, not a curated record
GGAGAACAACAAGAUCAAGAGGAUAACCACAGCAGCUGUCAGCAUCCGCGCCAUUCAGCUCCUCCUUAACAGCAAUAGCCUGCAGUCAGUGGAAGCUUCAGCGUUCAAAGGUUCAGAGAUUGAUAAGCUAAGCAUGAAAGGGAAUCUGGAGCUGACAAACCUACACCCGCUCGCCUUCCAGGGUAUUAAGUCUCUCACCACACUUGACUUAUCAAACACCGCCAUCACAAGACUACCGACUGAGGGCCUGAGUGGGCUGGAGACCCUUAUCCUGACAGGGACCCACGAUCUAAAGGUGUUCCCGUCCGUGUAUUCCUUCCAGCACAUUACCACGGCGCAUCUCACCUACCCCUACCACUGCUGCGCCUUCAAAUACCCACGUCUCCAUGACCCGGCGGAACACAGGAAACAUGAGGAGUUCUUGAGGAAAAUGGAGAAGGAAUUUUGCGUGGACGUCACCUCGCCAACACCUCAGAUCUCUCACGUUGGCUCUGGGUGGCGGCGGCGGAGGCGGGAGGCGUCUUCAAGCUCACCUGCGUCACCGGCACCUUCACCUGACGCGGAAGAGCAAGAAGGAAAACAGGUGAUUAGUGUGUUAAGUGGCCCUUCACCUACUCUCUCACCUGCCCAGUAUUUUCCUAAGAUUGCCGCUGCUGUCACGUUCUUGUCCGGCUCUUCCUCCUCCUCGUCUUCCCCUCGCCCCGCCAUGGAGAACCGCCACCGCACGCCACCGCUAAAUCAGUCCCCAUCACGCGGCGGCAGCGAAGUAAGAAGGAUGCGUGGAAGGAAAACACAGGUGAUUAUACAACAGAAGGAGGAGGAGGACGAGGACAAGGAGGAGGUUAAAGGAGGCAUGAGGAGGAAAGGGAAAAAACAGGUGAUAAUUAUGGAAGACGCUAACAAGGAGGAGGAGGAAGAAGAAGAAAUGGUGGGUAAAGAAGAUGUGAAGAGGAAAGCGCCAAGACUGAGUGCUCUUUCUCAGGUAAACAACAAUCCAUCUUACCUGGAGAGUGGCAAAUUAGGGCACCAGGUGAGGGGCGGGGCGGUCUUCACUCCCCGCCUCCCUCGCUCCUUCGGUCACCUCAACACCUCCCUUCCUCUGCCCCCCAUGGCAUCCCCGGGGGGCGCUGACGGAUGGGGGUUAUCGGCACCUCAGGCAGAGUCCGCGGCGAGGCUUAACGAACGUGGGGGAGUCCUGCAGAGUCCUUCGUUACAUCCUGAGGACUCUGAGGACUUUGAAGAAGACCCCUUAGCUUAUAACCCUUACCACCCCGGGGGAUUCGGCGCGGGGGUCCCAGGGGAGUUUGAGGACCAUGUAGGGCAUGGUUUGGUCCCCUCAGGAGGCUUCGGGGAGGUGGUGCCGCCCCUGGAGAAGCCACAGCCGCCCCCAGACACCAACCAGUUCUUUCACGGCAAUGAAGUGACGGUGAGCCCCGUUACAACAGUGUGUGGCGGUAACCUCUCCAAGAAUUACCGAGACGUGCAGUGCUUUCCAAAACCUGAUGCCUUCAACCCUUGCGAAGAUAUCAUGGGGAAUCUGGGUCUUCGCGUGGCUGUGUGGCUGGUGGUGGUGACGGCAGUGUUCGGCAACCUCUCCGUCAUGAUCGUCUUAAUGUCCACGCGGUUCAAGAUGACGGUAUCCAAGUUUCUAAUGUGCAACUUGGCUGUGGCUGAUCUGUGCAUGGGCAUCUACCUCCUCCUCAUCGCUGCCAUGGACCUGCAUACCAUCGGCGUCUACUUCAACUCCGCUAUAUACUGGCAAAAUGGCCCCGGAUGCAAGGUGGCUGGCUUCCUGACGGUGUUCGCCUCGGAGCUGUCCAUCCUGACGCUGACGGUGAUCACGCUGGAGCGCUGGUACGCCAUCACUUACGCCAUCCACCUCAACAAGCGCCUCAGGCUGUCCGUGGCGGCGAGGGUCAUGGUGCUAGCCUGGCUCUACGCCCUCACCAUGGCCGGCCUGCCUCUCGUCGGCGUCUCUGGCUACUCCAAAACAAGCAUCUGCCUGCCCAUGGAGACAAGCGAUACGGCUGACCAGGUGUACCUGCUGGUGUUGCUGGUCACCAACGGCCUGGCCUUCGUGCUGAUCUGCGUGUGCUACGCUAAGAUGUACUGCUCCAUCGCCGGCAACAACCUCGCCGCCAACACCUCAGACACUACGGUGGCCAAGCGCAUGGCGCUGCUCGUCUUUACGGACUUCGCGUGCUGGGCGCCCAUCGCUUUCUUUGGACUAACGGCGGUGUGCGGGUACCCUCUCAUCAGCGUCACCCACGCCAAGUUCCUGCUGGUGUUCUUCUACCCCCUCAACUCGUGUGCCAACCCUUACCUGUACGCCAUCCUCACCAAACAGUACCGCCGCGACUUGUUCCUCAUGCUGGCGCGCCACGGCUUCUUCACGCGUCGCGCCAUGAAGUACAAGGGCGGCUGCUCCACCAACACGUGGCCCAACCAGCACCACGUGUGUGUCAGCGGCGGCCCAGGCGGCGGAGGCAGCGGCGGCCCCAGCAGGCGCAUCUCCACGCUGACGCAGAUCACCACGUGCGGGGAGUGGCGCGCCAGGGCGCGGGACGGCUCCGUGGAGAGUCUGCCCCACCAGGCCUCUCCGCCCCGCAUCAAGAGUAUCUCCAUGGACCUGGCGGUGCCCCUCGCUGUACCCCAAGGAGGAAUCGACCGCCGCUCGUCAGACGUGUGCCGCAAGCUGCAGCCCGUGGCCGAGGUGCACGACGGACGCGUCUCACCGCAGCCCGCCGCCACCUCCGGCUCGCCGCACCCUAUCAAGAACUGCUACGCCCGCAUGAGCUUCACGCCAGAGCAGGAAGCCCUGCUUCAACGCUACGCCUCAGACCGCCAGUCCGGCGUCACGGCCGUCAACGCUCGCCGCCGCCCUUCCGCCACGGACUCCCGCGACGACCCGCUGCCCCUCUCCCUCUACACGCCCACCACGCCAGACACCAUCACCACACCUAUCUCGCCCAGCUUGGACCACGCCGUGUAGAUCCACACACGCUUGCACACCGCCGGCAGGUUAAUCUUGCCUCGGGGACUGAGGGAGUGAGAAAGGAGGAGCGGGCAGAGGACAUGUCGCCACGCUUACUGCGAUAAUGACUUGCCGACAAGACAGACAGGCCAGUAGGGCAAGAUGUAAUAGACUGACACCUAUGUAAAUAAUGAACCUAAUCAGUAUUGCGUAAGAAUAUAGGUAUACAAAUAUUAACCAACUAUAUAUAGUCAGUGUGUGCGUGUGUAGCUGAUGUAUAUGUAAUACAAUACUGCACACACAAAUGUAAACACAAGAACACAUGAUAACCAGGUAACUCCUGUGUGUGUGUGUGUGUGUGUGUGUGUGUGUGUGUGUGUGUGUGUGUGUGUGUGUGUGUGUGUGUGUGUGUGUCACGUCCCUAACGCGCACACACAAAUACUUCCGUGUAUGUCCUCGUACUAUACGUAUAGAAACAGCCAAUCUUACCUCACUAGAACUCAGUAAACACACAGACACGCAAACACAUCAAUCAAACAUUCCCUCGCGUGCCAAAAAUAGAUAAAACGACAUUAUAAAGAGACACAUUCGCCAUAAAACCACACCUCUUUGAACACGAGCUAUAAUAUGGAUUUUAUAUAGAAUACCUGUAAUUAAGCUUUUGUUGACUGUGCAGGUAAUAUUUUUGUACGUGCUGUGUGUGUGUGUGUGUGUGUGUGUGUGUGUGUGUGUGUGUGUGUGUGUGUGUGUGUGUGUGUGUGUGUGUGUGUGUGUGUGUGUGUGUGUGCAUUAGUGA